CAAUUUUUGGGCGGUGAUUUCGUACCAAAAUCAGAAACAAAGUUUCAAUACGUUUUCAAAGUACAAUGCCAAAAUCUAAUUCUCUAAUACGACAUAGUCGUUCCAAUAAAUUGACCUAUACAAUUUUGGUUUAUACGAGUAGGUCAUAAACUUAUACAAUUUGGUUGAGAACUUGGUAGGAGAAUAAAAGCACAUUUUCAAUAAUAGCGAACAAAAACUACUCAUAAGUCCACAUUGAUACAACUAAAACCAUGUUUCAGAUCUCUCUAUAUCAUCAUUUACUUCAUCUCCAUCUACAUAUCUCUCUGUAUCACUACUGUGAACAAAAAAAGUUUCAAUUAUUCAUUCAUACUUUUCCAUUUGUAUUCUCAUACCUAAGAAUUCCAAUUUCCAAUUUCCUUCCCCACAAAUACCAAAAACCGAAAACAUUUCCAUGAGAUGAGAAAAUCCCAUUUGGUAAAACUGAUACUUGCGGUAUCUCUGCCAACAACAUUCUUGAUCAUAAUCGCUAUCAUCAUAAUCUUCAUCUUCUGCAGAAGAAGAAAAACAGAGACCAAUGAAGCUCAAUACAACGUCGAAUCUCCUUAUGAUGAGAAAGAAGAUUUUUCCGGAUCCGAAACAGAGGAGGAGCUUGUAAUCUUUAACGGUGGAGACGAUCUAACCAUCUGUGAUAUCCUUGAUGCUCCCGGAGAAGUCAUCGGAAAAUCAAGCUACGGUACAUUAUACAAAGCGACGUUGCAGAGAAGUGGGAAAGUUAGGGUUCUUAGAUUCCUUCGACCUUUGUGUGCAGUGAAAUCGGAUGCUAAGGAGUUUAAUGGCGUCAUUGAGUCGCUUGGAUUUGUUCGACAUGAUAAUUUGGUUCCUCUGUUAGGGUUUUAUGUUGGGAACAGAGGAGAGAAGCUUAUGAUUCAUCCUUUCUUUGGUUCCGGGAAUCUUUCUGAGUUCAUCAAAUGUGGAGAUGUUGACGCACACAAAUGGAGCAAUAUUUUGAGUAUCACCAUUGGAAUAGCAAAAGCUCUUGAUCAUCUCCACACGGGAAUGCAGAAACCGAUUGUUCACGGAAAUCUGAAGUCGAAGAACGUUCUUCUAGACAAGAGUUUUAGGCCUAGAGUCUCUGAUUUCGGCUUGCAUUUGCUCUUGAACCUCCCGGCUGGGCAAGAGGUUCUAGAAGCUUCUGCUGCAGAGGGAUACAAAGCGCCUGAGUUGAUCAAGAUGAAGGAAGUAAGCAAGGAGAGUGAUGUGUAUAGUUUUGGUGUGAUCAUGCUUGAGUUAGUCUAUGGUAAAGAGCCAAUAAACAAGAAUCCAAAGGGUUCUAUUCUUGAUCAUAAUAGGUUGUCGGAUUUGUACCAUCCUGAUAAAGAUGGAAAUGGUGUGACCGAAGAAUGUGUUCUCGAGUACUUUCAGCUUGCAGUAUCUUGUUGCUCUCCAUCUCCUUCUCUUAGGCCAAGCUUCAAGCAAGUAUUGAGGAAACUUGAAGAGAUCAGGAAAUGAUGUAUUAGCAAACUUGACUAAUUUGUGGAACAGAUAUAGCAAGAGAAAGUUCGAAUCUUUCUAACAAUCAGAAACCUUUUUUGCAAGAUUGGUAAAAUGCGUGAGGCGGAUAAUACACGGGAGAGUCUUCAUAGGAUGACACAAUACAUAUAACAAGUUCUAGCUUGUGGAUGUUUACAGAGAAGUAGUUAGUCUGAUUAUCUACAAAAGUAACUGAAGAUGGAUCGAAGUUUUACUUAGGCAGGACUUCCAGAAUAGUGAUUUGGAGAAUACCUGAGAGAAGAGCCAACAAGAGACUCGAAGAACUUUGAAAGGCCUCUAGUAAUCAUAGAACAUAAUCUUCGUGAAUGUAAAUUGUCGUUGAAGUUGUAUCUUAUAGCCUUGCUCGGUCUGUUCAGCAAGAUAUAUGAUUCUUGAGUUAUAUAUUUGAAAUCUCCAUAAA
Messenger RNA from Arabidopsis lyrata subsp. lyrata, 1933 nucleotides. RefSeq names its product putative kinase-like protein TMKL1. The record is from RefSeq and is a predicted model, not a curated record. NCBI's taxonomy places the organism in Eukaryota, Viridiplantae, Streptophyta, Magnoliopsida, Brassicales, Brassicaceae. Gene Ontology annotation, molecular function: ATP binding; protein kinase activity. Gene Ontology annotation, biological process: protein phosphorylation.